Panicum virgatum (switchgrass) is the source of this 1406-nucleotide messenger RNA. RefSeq names its product leucine-rich repeat extensin-like protein 5. Bases 408 to 1118 code for a protein of 236 amino acids. The record is from RefSeq and is a predicted model, not a curated record. The transcript has 4 exons. NCBI's taxonomy places the organism in Eukaryota, Viridiplantae, Streptophyta, Magnoliopsida, Poales, Poaceae.
CUGUUUUCUUCUCUUGGUUUUGACUCUACAGAUAACUACUGGAGCUACAGACUCGGCAAACCAAACGUGCAACUAUUUGGUGCAGACGACACAAUAAUUAUUACUAGUUGCUGCAUGAGGGACAGUUGCGUUGCAGGUAUGAUGUUGUUCGUAGGAAAUCAUACAGCUCUCUUGAAAUGCUGCAUUUUUUCCCCUUGUACAGGUGACUUGCAUUUCUUUUGAAAACUAGGAAUCUCAAAAUGGAAGGGAAGAACCACGGCCUUUGGGGGGCCAUGGAGAAUUAGAAAUGACAAUCACCAAAGCGAGUUAUAAAGCGGGACAUUAGAUCAUCGAGCAGAGCAGUAAGCACAGGUAGAAGCCGUUGUUCAUCGUCAGUCGAUCCAUACAUUUUCCGUGCAGUGCCAUCCAUGUCGAUACGCAUCGCCGUCGUCCUUGCCGUGGCUGCUGCCGUCAUGGCGGCGGCGCGGCCAUCUGAAGCAGCGUCAGGCACAUCGGACGCCGACGCGCUCCGAUUCCCUGGGCGGCCGGGCGGCAGGGCACGCAGCCCCAUCUUCCCUGGCUUCCCCGGAGCGAGACCGUCGCCGCCAGCACCCGGCUUCCCGGGCGCACCGAGCGCAAGGCCUGCACCGCCGGCACCAGUGCCGUCGACGCCGGUGUUUCAGCCGCCUUGCCCCAAGGCACCGCCGUCUGGGUCUGGCUUCCCCGGGCUGCCGGGCAGCGUUGGCGGUGGCUCAACUCCAUCGUCGCCGAUGGAUUGCGUGACGCCGCUGGCGGGGCUGAUGACCUGCGGGACGUUUCUGACGGGGAGCGAGUCGGAGACCCCCACGCCGCAGAGCGAGUGUUGCAGCGGGCUCGGGGCCUUCCUGAACACCUCGUCGGCGGCGGGGGACGGCGACCGGACCCUGCGGUGCCUGUGCCCGGUGAUCCUGGGCGACGUCAACAAGAUGCUGCCCAAGCCUGUGGAUCCCGUCCGGAUGAUGUAUCUGCCCAUCGCCUGCGGCGUCGUGCUUCCACCCCAGGUCCUCUACAUCUGCUUCACUGGUGGGCAGCAAACCCCGCCGCUCGUCGGCCGAAUUCCUGACGUCUGGGAGAAGCCAUCUGCAGCUCUGUCACCGUGACCAUUCAACGACCAUGACGAUCGGAGAAGAUACAGUCAUACAUACAUAUAUGAUAUAUAGUAACGAUAUAUAUACUUCAAAGUUGAGGCGUGCAGUGUCUGAUCCAUGUGUCAGCAUGCACUUCAGAAAUGAACCAUUAGGGUUUGAUUCAUGUGUCCGAUCGAUCUGAUGUAAGAGCGAGCGUGUUCUUAAAUUUGAAGGAGAAAUAUAUGUAAGCCAAGUCAUAGAGUUCGAAGCAUACCAUGUACUCCUAUAUAGUACUUAAUUUAUGAGAUAUUUUCACAACUA